GCGACAUGGUUUUGGACAACUACAAUGCCCUGCACAUCGGCGCCAUGUUCUCGCGCGAGGACAUCGUCAAGAUGCUGCUCACCAAGAAGGGAGUGGACGUGUACGCCACUGGAGGGACGAAGCAGCAGACGGCAGUGCACCUGGUGGCCAGCAGGCAGACCGGCACAGCCACUAGUAUCCUCCGAGUGCUGCUCAACGCCGCCGGCAAGGAGAUACGUCUGCGGCCCGACGGGAGGGGCAAGAUCCCGCUGCUGCUGGCCGUGGAGGCGGGCAACCAGUCCAUGGUGCGCGAGUUGCUGGGGCAGCAGGCGGCGGAGCAGCUGCGGGCGGCCACGGAGGGCGGCGACUCGGCGCUGCACCUGGCGGCGCGCCGCAAGGACGUCGACAUGGUGCGCAUACUCGUCGACUACGGCACCAACGUCGACAUUCAGAACGGCGAGGGCCAGACGGCGCUGCACAUCGCGGCGGCGGAGGGCGACGAGACGCUCGUCAAGUACUUCUACGGCGUGCGGGCCAACGCCGCCAUCAUCGACCACCAAGAUCGCACGCCCAUGCACCUGGCGGCGGAGAACGGCCACGCCAGCAUCAUCGAGAUCCUGGCCGACAAGUUCCGCGCCUCCAUCUUCGAGCGCACCAAGGACGGCAGCACACUCAUGCACAUCGCGUCGCUCAACGGCCACGCCGAGUGCGCCAUGAUGCUGUUCAAGAAGGGCGUGUACCUGCACAUGCCCAACAAGGGAGGCGCGCGCAGCAUCCACACGGCGGCCAGGUACGGCCACGUGGGCAUCAUCAACACCUUGCUGCAGAAGGGGGAGAAGGUGGACGUCACCACGCACGACAACUACACGCCGCUGCACAUCGCCGUGGAGUCGGCCAAGCCCGCCGUCGUGGAGACGCUACUCGGCUACGGCGCCGACGUACACGUCACGGGCGGCAAGCUGCGGGAGACGCCGCUCCACAUCGCGGCGCGCGUCAAGGACGGCGACAAGUGCGCGCUCAUGCUGCUCAAGUCGGGCGCCGGGCCCAACCUGACCACCGGCGACGGCCAGACGCCCGUGCACGUCGCCGCCAAGAACGGCAACGUCGCCACGCUCGUGCUGCUGCUCGACGACGGCGGGGACCCGCUCUUCAAGUCCAAGAACGGGGAGACGCCGCUGCACCUGGCGUGCCGCGGCUGCCGCGCCGACGUGGUGCGCCAGCUGAUCGAGUUCGUGCGCACCAAGCACGGCGCCGACGUGGUGCCGCAGUACGUGAACUCGCUGACGGAGGAUGGUGCCAGCGCGCUGCACUACGCCGCCUCCGCCUCCAAGCCCGAGGUGGAGCGCCCCAUGACAGACAAGGAGACGGUGCAGCUGCUGCUGGAGAACGGCGCCGACGUGUCGCUCAUCACCCGCACCACCAUGGAGACGGCGUUCCACCGGUGUGCGGAGGCGGGCAACAACGACAUCCUCACCGAGAUGCUGAGCCACAUGUCGCAGACAGAGGUGCAGAAGGCGCUGAACCGGCAGACGGCGGUGGGCUGGACGCCGCUGCUGAUCGCCUGCCACCACGGCCACAUGGAGAUGGUCACCACGCUGCUGGGCAACCACGCGCGGGUCGACGUGUUCGACAACGAGGGUCGCUCGGCGCUGCACCUCGCCGCCGACCGCGGCUACCUCCAGGUGUGCGACGCCCUGCUGACCAACAAAGCCUUCAUCAACAGCAAGUCGAGAGUUGGCCGGACAGCUCUGCAUCUCGCCGCCAUGAACGGAUACGCUUAUCUCGUCAGGUUCCUGAUCCAGGACCACAAUGCCGUGAUUGACGUGCUGACGCUAAAGAAGCAGACGCCACUGCACCUGGCGGCAGGCGCCGGCCAGCUCGAGGUGUGCAAGCUGCUGCUGGAACUGGGCGCCGACAUCGACGCCACCGACGACAACGGCCAGAAGCCCAUCCACGCGGCCGCCAUGAACAACUACGCCGAGGUGGCCCAGCUGUUCCUGCAGCAGCACCCCUCGCUCGUCAUGGCCUGCACCAAGGACGGGAACACGUGCGCGCACAUCGCCGCCAUGCAAGGAUCAGUGCGCGUGAUCGAGGAGCUGAUGAAGUUCGACCGGCAGGGCGUCAUCUCGGCGCGCAACCGCAUCACGGAGUCGACGCCGCUGCAGCUGGCGGCCGAGGGCGGCCACGCCGAGGUGGUGAAGGCGCUGGUGCGGGCCGGGGGCAGCUGCUCCGACGAGAACAAGGCCGGCUUCACAGCGGUGCACCUCGCCGCGCAGAACGGACACGGCGCCGUGCUGGAGGUCAUGAGGUCGACGCAGUCCCUGAGGAUAUCCAGCAAGAAGCUGGGCGUCACGGCGCUCCACGUCGCGGCGUACUUCGGCCAGGCCGAGAUCGUGCGGGAGCUGCUGACCAUCCCGGCCACGGUCAAGUCGGACCCGCCCAGCGCGGCCAGCCUGGUGGGCGAGCUGGGCAACGAGUCGGGCAUGACCCCGCUGCACCUCGCCGCCUACUCGGGCAACGAGAACGUGGUGCGGCUGCUGCUCAACUCGGCCGGCGUGCAGGUGGACGCAGCCACCACCGAGAACGGCUACAACCCGCUGCACCUGGCCUGCUUCGGCGGCCACAUCACGGUGGUGGGCCUGCUGGUGAGCCGUGCGGCCGACCUGCUGCACAGCGGGGACCGGCACGGCAAGACGGGCCUGCACAUCGCCGCCACGCACGGCCACUACCAGAUGGUGGAGGUGCUGCUGGGCCAGGGCGCCGAGAUCAACGCCACGGACAAGAAUGGCUGGACGCCCCUGCACUGCGCGUCCCGCGCGGGCUGCUUCGACGUGGUCCGCCUGCUGGUCGACUCCGGGGCGUCGCCCAAGUCCGAAACCAACUUCGGGAGCCAGCCCAUCUGGUUCGCCGCCUCGGAAGGCCACAACGACGUCCUCAAGUACCUCAUGACCAAGGAGCACGACACCUACAGUCUCAUGGAGGACCGCAGGUUCGUGUACAACCUGAUGGUCUGCAGCAAGAACCACAACAACCGGCCCAUCGAGGACUUCGUGCUGGCGUCGCCGGCGCCCGUGGACGCAGCGGCCAAGCUCUCCAACAUAUUCAUCAACCUGUCCACCAAGGAGAAGGAGCGCGCCAAGGACCUGAUAGCCGCGGGCAAGCAGUGCGAGGCGAUGGCCACGGAGCUGCUGGCUCUCGCGGCCGGCUCCGACUCGGCAGGGCGCGUCCUCACCGCCACCGACCGCCGCAACGUCGAGUUCCUGGACGUGCUCAUCGAGAACGAGCAGAAGGAGGUCAUCGCGCACACCGUGGUGCAACGGUACCUGCAGGAGCUGUGGCGGGGCAGCCUCAACUGGGCCGCCUGGCAGACCAUGCUCCUGUUCUUCGCGUUCAUCUGCUGCCUGCCCGUGUGGGUGGUGUUCACCCUGCCGCUCGGCCACCGCUACAGCAAGGUGCCCAUCAUCAAGUUCAUGUCCUACCUCACCUCGCACGUCUACCUCAUGGUGUUCCUCAUGCUCACCGGCAUCACGCCCGUCUACCCGGUGGUGCGUGGCUCGCUGCUGCCCUACUGGUACGAGUGGGUGCUGCUGGUGUGGCUGUCCGGCCUGCUGCUCUUCGAGCUGACCAACCCGAGCGACAAGAGCGGCCUGGGCUGGAUCAAGCUGGCCGUCCUGCUGUUCGGCAUGUUCGGGGUGGCGCUGCACGUGCUGGGCUACGUGGCCGUCGGCCGCCAGUACUGGCCCACGCUCAUGUACCUGCGCAACCAGCUGUUCGCCAUCUCCUUCCUCUUCUCCUGCGUGCAGAUCCUCGACUUCCUCUCCUUCCACCACCUGUUCGGCCCCUGGGCCAUCAUCAUCGGCGACCUCAUGAAGGACCUGGCGCGCUUCCUCGCCGUGCUCGCCAUCUUCGUGUUCGGCUUCUCCAUGAACAUCGUGGCGCUGAACCAGCCCUUCAUGAACCAGACCCCGCGCGAGAUCCGGAAGAACGCCAAGCCGCACCAGUACACGGGCCUCUUCGGCGAAGUUCGAAUCAGCCCACUGGAAUCUUUCGAGCUGCUGUUCUUUGCUGUGUUUGGGAUGACCACACCAACUCAUCUUCAAAAAGAAACCAAACAGCCAGCGUGGACCACGUAUUUAUUUAAGGCGGUGUUCAUGAUCUACAUGCUGGUGUCGGUGGUGGUGCUGAUCAACCUGCUGAUCGCCAUGAUGUCGGACACGUACCAGCGCAUCCAGGCGCAGUCCGACAUCGAGUGGAAGUACGGCCUGGCCAAGCUGAUCCGCAACAUGCACCGCACCACGACCACGCCCUCGCCGCUCAACCUGGUCACCUCCUGGCUCGUCCUGCUGCUCAGCAUGUGCCGCAAGCGCAUGACGAAGCGGAAGCGACCGAGCCUGGUGCACAUGAUGGGCAUGCACCAGAGCAGGGUCAGCCCCCGCACCAAGAUGGGCGCCAAGUGGCUGCAGAAGGUCAAGAAGGGCCAGGUCGCUCCUAAAGACUCGGUGGGGCUGGGCGUGGUGCACCUGAGCCCGCUCGGCUCGCAGAUCAGCUUCAGCAACCUGCAGCGCAUCGAGAACGUCACGGACUGGGAGGUGAUCGGCAAGAAGUACCGCGCGCUCAUGGGCACGCUGGACGAGCGCAGCCACGACACCAACUCGCCCACGGACGAGACGGGCAGCGAGAGCGAGCACCACAACAACAACAACAACAACGUCGUCGCGUGAAGGCACGCGUCCCCACAGAGCUUCCGCUCGGCUUCCCCGGAGAGGAGCCGGCGUCCGGCAUUCCGAACAUCAUUUGUAUUCACUUACGCUUUUCUAUUCCAAGUGCAGUGAAGCUGUAACAAUGAAAAUUGGGGUUAAGAGUAAUUCAUGCACAAAAUUAAUUUGUAAAUCCCAGUUUCAAGACAUUAUUGAGUGAACAGCAGGACUGCUUACGUCAGUCUGGAGGACAAUCUGUAUUCAGAGAAUGUUUCGAUAAGUUUGUAAGCACUGCAAAAACAAUUCCUAAAAAUUCUAAAAAAAAUUCUCAUUUACAGUUUUAUUUAAAACUAAAGUAUUUUAAAAUCAUUGACUUAAAAAACUAAACAAAUAUUUGUUAAAAAAAAAAUUCCUCCUCCAACUCCACUCCCCUUCUCUUUAUAUUCCAAGUGAGUAUAUGUUCAAAAUUGAUAUUUGUAUUUAAAUUAGUUUCAAAUUUAAAAAAUAAAACUGAUAUUUUUAUAGGCCUACGGCGAGUACUUCGGAGAAGAUGGUGCGAAUAAUAUAGCCGCCAGUGUCGUUUAGAAAAUCGUACAUUUCACUGCUGACUCAUUAUAUUGUGUCAUUUUCAAAAAAAGCAAUUUUUCUGAAAAUUACGUGGUUUUAGACUGUGCCCUAAGUGGUGCUGCAAAAUUUUAUAUGUUGAAGCUGUGUAAAAAAUGUACUAAUUAGCAAAUAUUGAAAAAUGUUUACACCAAUAUUAUUUAUUUUGAAAAGUACAAAAUGUAUAGUAAUUUUUAUAAAAGCCUAGGUAAUGUACAUUUUUCUGUUUUAAGUAAAACAGGAUGUAUGUUACAAAAAUAUAUUUAUGUAUGUAUGUGUAUAAAAUGAAAAUUUAUUUUAAUUUGAUUUCGACAGUUGUCAUAUUUCAAUUAAGUUUGCAAAAAUUACAAAACAUAAUAGCAAAAGUUUUCAAAGCAUUGGGCAGCUCGCUAUGUCAUUUUAGAUUGGUUAAUUUUUUAUAAAAUGGAAAAAAUUAUUAAUGAUUAUGAGGUGAAAGCAGUUAAUGAUAUCUUCUUUUCUGUUUAAUCAUUAUUAAAAUGACUACUUUUAUUAUUUAUAUAUCUGGUCAUGAUACGAGUAUGGUAGCCCUAAAUAAUCUGUACAAAUUUGACCAAUUUUAUUGAUCAGUAACUUAAUGCUUUAAAAUUUUUCAUCAGUUUAAAAAAAUGGUGUGAGGACCAUUAAAAGAUAUCUUUUAUUCCUUACAAUAUCUGGAAUUUUAUUA
Messenger RNA from Bacillus rossius redtenbacheri, 5964 nucleotides. RefSeq names its product serine/threonine-protein phosphatase 6 regulatory ankyrin repeat subunit A-like. The record is from RefSeq and is a predicted model, not a curated record. Gene Ontology annotation, molecular function: calcium channel activity; protein binding. Gene Ontology annotation, biological process: calcium ion transmembrane transport. Gene Ontology annotation, cellular component: membrane. Lineage: Eukaryota; Metazoa; Arthropoda; Insecta; Phasmatodea; Bacillidae.